AGGAUUCUGGCCUUGUGUGCAAAUACACUCGCAUACAAGGAUGCGCUCGAAGAAGUGAUCGAGCGGGCUGGGCUCCUACAAGGUAAAGGGGCAUCGGUUGCGCUGAGCAAAGGCGGCGCCGCUUCCGUCUCUUCAUCUACAAAGGGCUCGGGCACAGAGCGGCCUUCUAAAAAGCAAAAGACAGAUGAUCCAUCCCAUCACAUCCCGCAUUCCAACGUUCCGUCCGCUAGGUCCCUCCUUCUCGUACUACUGUACGACAUGCUCAUGAAGACCAGCGGCAUUCAAACAUCUAUUAGCUACCCUCCAACCGCAUUCUUGCUCUCGCAAAAAGCACGCCUUCACUCUGAGCUGGUUCGCCUUCAGCUCCGGCGCGGAGCGGCGACCAUUGCGGAUCUGCGUUCAGAUGGCAAGGAGCGGCAGAAGGCAGCUCGCAUUCCCCGUUGGGUACGGCUGAAUACAGCUAGAUUCGUGAACCAAGACGAGGCUCGAGAUGAAUGGGAACAAUGGUUGCACGAGACCGGCUUGACGCCACACAGUGAGACCGAGGAUUGGCUGAACGAACCGAAAACAUACGUCGCGUCUAGACAUGUGUCGAAUGUCUACGCUUUACAUACAAGCAUCACCUCGCAAGUUAUCUCCAGUGAAUGGUAUCAAUCCGGCAAGAUCAUACUGCAAGAUCUGGCAAGUUGCUUCCCUGCUCAGAUCUUAGCCUCCUAUUAUGUCCGCCAUUUCGCAAUUGAAAAUCGGGAAGGCUCUCAGCCAAAGUGUCUACAUGCUGUCGAUGCGACCGCUGCACCGGGAAACAAGACAAGCCAUUUGAGUACGCUGCUUGAUGCGCUCGCAAGACCCUCAAAACUUAAUGUCACGGUGUCCGCGUUCGAGAAGGACAAACCACGGUUCAGGACCCUGGUCAACCUGCUCGGCAAAGUCGGUGCGCUCGCUUCGGCUUCUACUGCUCCUCCCAAGCCUCCCCUCCUCAGUCCACGUGCGGGGGCGUUCAAUGUCCAAUGCUUCCAUGAAGAUUUCUUGUCCACCGAUUCAAAAGGCGACGAGAGAUGGAAGGACGUGCAGAUGAUGAUGCUGGAUCCGAGUUGCUCUGGUAGUGGAAUUCUCGGCCGCCUCGACCACUUAACGAAUCACUCAGAAAGUGAGGUGGAACAAGAGACAGACGAGAACGACGGUUCCGGCUCCAAUUCUCGACUGGAAAGCCUCGCGAAGUUUCAGCUGACGAUGAUCAAACACGCCAUGAGCUUCCCCGCUUUACGAUGCUUCACGUACUCGACUUGCUCCGUGCACGAGGAAGAGAACGAGCAGGUCGUUGCUAAUGCGCUGGCACUCCCCCAGGCGCGGGAGAGUGGAUGGAGGCUUGCUGGCCGAGAGGAUGUCCUGCCGGCCUGGCCGCAGAGGGGCGUGAAGGGCGUGGCGGGAGUCGACGCGGAUGCGCUAGUUAGAGCGGCGCCAGGGGGGGCGGCGGGUGUGCAAAAAUCCAGCUGCCACGAUCCACACGUGGAGGCUACAAACGGGUUCUUUGUCUGUCUCUUCGUGCGCGAUCCACCUGCAACAGCUACGCCAGCUUCACUCAGCAACAAAAAGAAGAACAAAAAGAAAAAGAAGAAGAAGAGGGGCGGCGGCCUGGGCAAGGCGGACGACAGUGGCAAUGCAGGCGAAGCGAAUGAUGAAGCAGAAGCCUCUGAUCAAGAUGAAUGAAGCUGUACUACAAGCACUGGCCUUCAAUCGCUGGGUUCCUCGUCCGUCACAAAAGUGCGAUGCAAGUUUU
This is a messenger RNA of Tilletiaria anomala UBC 951, 1777 nucleotides long. RefSeq names its product S-adenosyl-L-methionine-dependent methyltransferase. Gene Ontology annotation, cellular component: nucleolus. Gene Ontology annotation, biological process: rRNA base methylation. Bases 259 to 1707 code for a protein of 482 amino acids. Gene Ontology annotation, molecular function: methyltransferase activity. Lineage: Eukaryota; Fungi; Basidiomycota; Exobasidiomycetes; Georgefischeriales; Tilletiariaceae. The transcript is spliced from 4 exons. The record is from RefSeq and is a predicted model, not a curated record.